UUUUAAAUCUGUAGAUUGUCAUGCUGCCGGAGCGACGAGGCUUCGGUCCGAUCGAUCAGUAUUGGUCGAGAUCGGAAGGAGGCUGCAGGAACACGGAGCGCGGAAAUAUGUACAUCCUGAUAUCACUGGCCCUGAUCCUGCUGCACCUGCUCUUGCUGCCCAUCUACUUGUACCUCACCUGGCACCACAAGUACUGGCGCAAGCGAGGUUUGAUCACGGCCCGCCCUUUAACCCUGCUGGGCACAUAUCCGGGCUUGCUCACCCGGAAGAGCAACCUGGUCCAGGACGUGCAGCAGAUAUACGACAAAUACAAGGGAAAACAUCGUGCUGUGGGCGUUUUUGUGACCCGUCAACCGCAGAUCCUAGUUCUCGAUCCGCAGUUGGCCCACGAAGUUCUGGUCGAGAACUUCCGAUGCUACAAUGAUUCGCUGACCAGUUCAUACAUCAGACACGCCAAGUGGGACAAGUAUGCCCGCCUUAAUCCAUUUUGGGCCUCUGGGCAGUCCUGGAGGCGUCUUCGCACAGAUGCCCAGGCAGGUCUCUCAGGAAAUCGAUUGAAACAGGCCUAUAACAUUUGGGAGCAGGGUGGAAAGAUGCUGGCGGACUACAUGACCCACAAGGUGACGCAAAAUAAUAUCAUUGAGACCAGAGAUCUUUGCUUUCGUUAUACGGUCCAUGUGAUGGCUGACUUUAUCUGGGGCAUCGAUGCGGGAACCCUUACUCGACCGACGGAGCAACCCAAUGAGGUGCAGCAGAUGGCCAGCAAGUGGACCAGUUAUGCCUUCUUCAUGAUCACCAUUUUCAUGGCCUCCAUUGUGGCGCCGUGCAUUCGUCUGCUGCUCCGUUUCCGCUUUUAUCCGAAGGAAACCGAUGAGUUUUUCUCCAAUCUAACCAGGGAGUCCAUUGAGAUGCGACUGAAGGGCGGUGGCGAUGCCACUCGCACGGAUUAUCUCUCGCAUUUGCUGACUCUUCGAGAUCAAAAGCAGGCAACCCACGACGAUUUGGUGGGUCAUGCUCUGACCGUCAUGUUAGAUGGUUACGAUACCACCGGCACGGCCCUCCUCCAUGCUCUUUAUUAUUUGGCGGAGUAUCCAGCCGUUCAGCAGAAGCUGCGAAUGGAGAUCCUCUCCAGCUUGGAAUCCAACAAGAGUCUCGACUUUGAAAGGCUCUGCUCCCUGCCCUAUUUGGAGCAAGUGGUUUACGAAUCUCUCCGUCUGAGCAGUUUGAUACCGCAGUAUACCAAAGUCUGCACGUCGCCCACGACCAUUCAGCUGAAUGAAUUUAAAAGUCUGGAUGUGGAGGAUGGCAUGACGAUCAUGAUACCCAAUUAUCAGUUCCAUCACGAUAAGCAAUAUUUUCUCGAACCCGAAGUGUUCAAGCCCGAGCGUUUUGAUAAUGGCGCAUAUCAAGAAUUAAUACGGAAGGGGAUUUUCCUUCCGUUUAGCGAUGGUCCUCGUAUUUGCAUGGGCUUACGGUUGGCUUUGCUGACUUUGAAAUCUGCUCUGGUUCACAUUCUCAGCGAUUUCCAGGUGGUCAGGGGAAAGGAACGAUUAAUACCCCAUGGAGAUGCUGGAUUUGGGGUUGUUCUUCAGGGAGAUGUUAAUCUGGAAUAUCGCCGCUUUUUAAGAUAGAUUUGAACAUUAUGCAUUAAUAUAAUAUAAUUCAUUCAAAUAAAAGUAUAAGCUUUUCGCGCUAGGAUAAUGAAUAUGGUAAAUAAUAAUAAUUUUUGUUCGACGUUUUGAAAUAAAUGAAAGCAGUUUCAUAAAUGUCGAGAACUACAUUAUGGAUAAAUACAUUA
Messenger RNA from Drosophila rhopaloa, 1798 nucleotides. It is a transcript of the gene Cyp309a2, whose product is annotated as probable cytochrome P450 309a2. The record is from RefSeq and is a predicted model, not a curated record. The coding region runs from base 21 to 1631 and encodes 536 amino acids. The transcript has 6 exons. Gene Ontology annotation, molecular function: iron ion binding; heme binding; monooxygenase activity. Lineage: Eukaryota; Metazoa; Arthropoda; Insecta; Diptera; Drosophilidae.